CCCUCCUGGAGGUGUCCCACAGGUGAAAAACCCAGCAUCUUGGCCAGGAUUUAAAUUUGCCUCAACAAUGGAAGAUGAUAACUGGAAGGACUUCAACUUUGACGAUUUCUUCGAUGGAGAUUUUAGUAAUUACAGUUACAGCACUGACCUGCCCUCUAUUCUACCAGAUUCUGCCCCAUGCCGGCCAGAAUCCCUGGAAAUCAACAAGCAUGCCGUGGUCGUCAUCUAUGCCCUGGUGUUCCUGCUCAGCCUGCUGGGAAACUCCCUGGUGAUGCUGGUCAUCUUGUACAGCCGCGUCAGCCGCUCCGUCACCGACGUCUACCUGCUGAACCUGGCCAUGGCCGACCUGCUCUUCGCCCUGACCUUGCCCAUCUGGGCCGCUUCCAGGGUGAAUGGCUGGAUUUUUGGCACAGCCCUGUGCAAGCUGGUGUCGCUCCUGAAGGAAGUCAACUUCUACAGUGGAAUUCUCCUGCUGGCCUGCAUCAGCAUGGACCGCUACAUGGCCAUUGUCCAUGCCACACGUGCUCUGACCCAGAAGCGCCACUUGGUCAAGUUCAUAUGUCUGGGCAUGUGGGCCCUGUCCCUGUGUCUGUCUCUCCCCAUCAUAAUAUUCCGAAAGGCCUUCUACCCGCCCGCCUCCAGUCCAGUCUGCUAUGAGGACAUGGGCAACAGUACAGCCACGUGGCGGAUGGUGCUUCGAAUCCUGCCCCAGACCUUCGGCUUUGUCCUGCCGCUGCUGGUCAUGCUGUUCUGCUACGGAUUCACCCUGCGCACGCUACUUAAGGCCCACAUGGGGCAGAAACACCGGGCCAUGCGGGUCAUCUUUGCUGUCGUCCUCAUCUUCCUGCUCUGCUGGCUGCCCUACCACCUGGUCCUGCUCGCAGACACCCUCAUGAGGACACAGGUGAUCUCAGAGACCUGUGAGCGCCGCAAGGACAUUGAUCGGGCCCUGGAAGCCACCGAGAUUCUGGGCUUCCUCCACAGCUGCCUCAACCCCGUCAUCUAUGCCUUCAUUGGCCAAAAGUUUCGCCAUGGACUCCUCAAGAUCCUGGCCACUCGUGGUCUGAUAAGCAAGGAGUUCUUGCCCAAGGACAGCAGGCCUUCCUUUGCUGGCUCUUCUUCAGGGAACACGUCCACUACCCUCUGACACUCCUGCCUCAGUGCAGCCCCUCGGGGUUCCUCCCUUCCCCCCAGCAUCCCAUUCCAAGCUCACGUCCACUGGCUCUUCAUGGUGUGAUUGUCACUGUGGCCCUCCAUUGUGGCUGCAGGAAGGGGCAGAGGCCACGUCCUUACCAGGCGCCCACUGCGUGGUUUAGAAAACCUACCAUGGUGCCCACCCCCCUGCCAUCAUCACUAGGCCAACGCUGGGGCUCUGUCCAUCCUGCCACUGGCCGCAGCCUGCUGCUUUGCAAGAAGUGCAAAUCAAAACCCCAGU
Propithecus coquereli (Coquerel's sifaka) is the source of this 1435-nucleotide messenger RNA. It is a transcript of the gene CXCR2, whose product is annotated as chemokine (C-X-C motif) receptor 2. Gene Ontology annotation, cellular component: membrane. Gene Ontology annotation, biological process: neutrophil chemotaxis; immune response; G protein-coupled receptor signaling pathway. Gene Ontology annotation, molecular function: C-X-C chemokine receptor activity; interleukin-8 binding. Lineage: Eukaryota; Metazoa; Chordata; Mammalia; Primates; Indriidae. The transcript has 2 exons. The record is from RefSeq and is a predicted model, not a curated record. Bases 68 to 1147 code for a protein of 359 amino acids.